Messenger RNA from Linum tenue, 2591 nucleotides. The record is from the annotation of a GenBank genome assembly. Lineage: Eukaryota; Viridiplantae; Streptophyta; Magnoliopsida; Malpighiales; Linaceae.
CGCUCUUCUUCUCCUCUUUCUCGUUUUCUUAAUUUUUCAUUUUCUAUUCCUCUCCAACCUCCAUAACAACACAAACAAAACACAUAUUCGUGGUUUCUGGCUGAACCUUUCUUUUGUUUGCUUCCUCGCCUCGGGCUUUUGUUGUCAAUCCCAAAGCAAAGCUCCUUUGAUCUCUUUUGCCGUAUUAUUGUUUCAGUUUAUUUUUCCUUCCUUCCUCGAUCGAUCCUUCCUUUUUCCCAAUUCGAGCUCGCCCAUCUCUCUGUCUCUCUGUCCGUUUCGCUUUCUGGUCAAUGUAGGUCCUCUCCCGUAAUUUUUUCCUAGGGUUUGGAUCUCUAAAUCUGUGAUUCGAUCCUGUGUCCCCUCCUUGUCCUCUCCAACUUCCAAGCAUGUGACUGAAAAUCGUUGCUUUUGAUUAUCCAUCCUAGUUUUUGAUCUUUUGUAGCUUCUUCUCAUCUGGGUUUGGAGCUUUCUCUUUUAUUGGGUUCUCUUCUUCCGUUUACCUUCAAUUGAACGCGGAUCAGGUGAUUAGGUUGUCGAACGCAGGAGCUCUUUGGUGCUCUAAUUAUCAACAAUAGGGGUUGUGAAUUUCGUGAAUUUGCUGGCCCUUUGUGGGAGAUACUAUUUGGGUUCAGGCGAAGGGAAGGAACUGUUGUAAGAUUGUGCUUCCGGGUUUUGGUGUACACCAAUGGAUAAGUUAAAGGUUGACCAGGUUGUUGGUGGCAAAUUUAAACUGGGAAGGAAGAUUGGAAGUGGAUCUUUCGGAGAGCUCUAUCUAGGUGUUAAUGUGCAAACUGGAGAAGAAGUUGCUGUUAAGCUGGAAUCUGUGAAGACCAAGCACCCUCAGCUUCAGUAUGAGUCAAAAUUAUACAUGCUUCUUCAAGGAGGCACUGGAAUUCCCCAUCUGAAGUGGUUUGGAGUUGAGGCAGACUACAAUGUCAUGGUUAUUGAUCUUCUUGGUCCGAGUUUGGAAGAUCUAUUCAACUAUUGUAACCGGAAAUUCACAUUGAAAACAGUGCUAAUGCUAGCUGAUCAACUGAUUAACAGAGUUGAAUAUAUGCAUUCAAGAGGGUUUCUUCACCGUGACAUAAAGCCUGACAACUUUUUGAUGGGCCUAGGUCGCAAAGCCAAUCAGGUAGUUGCUUUCUAUCGUUACUUUUUUCACUGUCUUGCAGAAGAGCUAUUCCCUGAUGUUAUUUGCACAGCUAGUGCUGGAACUGUUAGUAUUGUCAACUUUUUUGGUGUCGAGAAGCAUAAGGUCUUCCCACGAUUGUUUAACAUUGCUUUGCUUUACGCUUUCCUUUGUCUGGUUUCUGGUUAUAUACAGGUUUAUGUUAUUGAUUAUGGCCUCGCAAAGAAGUACAGGGAUCUUCAGACUCAUAAGCACAUUCCAUACAGAGAGAAUAAGAACCUCACAGGCACUGCUCGCUAUGCAAGUGUCAACACCCACCUUGGAAUUGAGCAAAGCAGAAGGGAUGAUUUGGAGUCUCUUGGUUAUGUGCUGAUGUAUUUCAUCCGAGGAAGCCUCCCUUGGCAAGGAUUAAAGGCUGGCACAAAAAAACAGAAAUAUGACAAGAUCAGUGAAAAGAAAGUUUCUACUUCCAUAGAGUCUCUUUGUAAAUCGUAUCCAUCCGAGUUCGUAUCAUAUUUCCAUUUCUGCCGCGCAUUGCGUUUUGAAGACAAGCCAGAUUACUCAUAUUUGAAGAGGCUUUUCCGCGACUUAUUUAUUCGGGAAGGUUAUCAAUUUGACUAUGUCUUUGAUUGGACGGUGUUGAAGUAUCCUCAAGCUGGUACUUCCAGCUCUAGAGCACGAGUGGCUGGGAAACCGGGUCAUGCUCUUGCAGGACCUUCUGCAGAAAGACCGCCGCCAGAGAGAGUCUCAGUUGGAAAAGAAAUUCGCGAGAGAUUCUCAGGUGCUGUUGAGGCUUUCUCCACAAGAAAAAUCACUGGAUCUAGUCCGCUUGACAAUUCCAGAACUAGGACAAACGAAACACAGCCAGAGGCAGAGAAGGGGCGCAGCACAUCGAGGCAUGGCAGCAACUCAAGAAGGGCCAUACUCCCCAAUGGGAGGCCAGGUUCCUCUGGUGAACAUGGUGAAGCGCGUGCAGCAGCGAGAACACACCACACUGCUGGUGCUGCUGGUGCCCACACGACUUCUUCCACACAAAGAAUCUUACCCGGGUAUGAACCUGUCGUCAAAUCCUCAGGUGCACGAGCUGCUGCUGCUGGUAAAAGUUCCCGUGAGGAAAGUCUAAAGAGCUUCGAGUUCCUCACAUUGAACAGGAGAUGACGUGUCCAUCAUGGUAGGGGGCCAGUGAAAAGAGAAAGAAACCAAAAGAAAGCUGGAUCAUGAAUCAGUUGAUGUUGUGGAUGUCCUUGUUGUGCACAGAAUCUGGAAUAUUGUAACGAUAAAAACCCAAAAGUUGCUUACCUACUUUCAAGUCGUUUGCUUUCAAAAAUGAGGGUUUUGGAAAACCAUAAAUUUAUGAUGGAUUUGGUGAUAUUAUGGAUUUGAACAAGUCUAUAUUUGCUUGUUGGGUAUGGGUAUAAUUAUGGAUUUUUGUUGAAUUAGAUUUAUGGAUAUACAACACAAU